AUGGGUAUCCUUAUUCCACUCGUGUCUGUUACGGCAUUCUGGGCACUCAUCGGAUUCGGAGGUCCUCUUUUGGUUCCAAAGGGUCCUAACAGAGGUAAUAUUUUUUCUUUAUCGAAAAUGUAACACAUUGUUUUUAGGUAUCAUCCAAUUGAUGAUCAUCAUGACCGCUGUCUGUUGUCAUCUGUUCUGGAUCAUGGUUUGUCUUUAUUUUUUUAUACUUUUUUUUUUCACAUUUACCUUUUUUGAGGUCGGAACGUUUUUUUUAUAUAAAAGAUUUUCGUAUUUAGUACAUUUUAAUUUCGAAAUUUUAAAAAUCACUAAAAGUUUAUACCUUUACGAUUAGAAAAAAGACGCGAGAUUGGUUACUGGUUGAAAUUCCUGAAGAAACUUCCACGUUCUUUUCAAAUUCUCAUUUUCUUCUCUUCAGAUAUCAUGUUUUUUUUCACAAAAUAAAAAUAUGAGGUAUACCUCAGCUUAAUUAUUUUUCGAAGAAUCUGGUUAUUGAAAUAGCGCGAAACAAAAUGGGUGAAAGCAAAAUAUUUUUUCUCUAGUUCCUCAGCUAUGGCCACAAAUCACGUCUAUAAAUUUUUUCAAGUUUUCGUUUUAAUAUUUGUGAAGAAAGCAUAUAUGGACGUCUUAUUAAUGAAUUUGCACUUAUCGAUUUUAAUUUAUAAGUUUUCGAUUUGUUCUUCCUUUUUUUGACUGUGAGAAUAUUAAAUAUAUUCACUGUUUGUAUUUUCAGCUCUCCUUAUUCAUUUAGAAUUUUUACAGGUAUUCCUUCACCAGCUGAACCCCCUCAUCGGACCUCAGAUCAAUGUAAAAACGAUUCGCUGGAUUUCUGAGAAAUGGGGAGAUGCUCCGACUCUCAUCGACUCAUAA
This is a messenger RNA of Caenorhabditis auriculariae, 879 nucleotides long. The record is from the annotation of a GenBank genome assembly. NCBI's taxonomy places the organism in Eukaryota, Metazoa, Nematoda, Chromadorea, Rhabditida, Rhabditidae.